AUAAAUAAGGCUUAAACGUAAAAGGAGAUACAACGAAAGUGAAACUUCACUUACGUCUGUGCGAAAGCGAAAUCAGUGCAUUCAAGCAGAAAAAGUUGCGCUACUCAUCUCGAUACAAAACCAGUUUGAAAUAAUGACUUCGACGCUUAGCAGUCUACUACAGACUUUAGGUCUCGGCUCCGCAGCUAAAAAGCCAGUGACAACAACAACGAAUAUGGGACUGCACAAAACAUUCCCACAGGAAUCCAGCAAUACCGGUCUGCCGCGCGGUCUAUCCGAAAUAACACUUGCCGCCGUCGCACAACACGAUGACUACACCGACUGUUGGAUUGUCAUCUAUGAUCGCAUUUACGAUGUUACACAAUUCCUGCGCGAUCAUCCCGGUGGUGAGGAUAUCAUAAUGGAACAUGCUGGGCGUGAUGCCACGCUGGCCUUCCACGGCACCGGACACUCAAGUUCGGCGAUCGAGCUGAUGGGCGAGUAUCUGAUUGGUGAAUUGCCAGCCAAGGAGUGCAUCUUCCGCAAUGGCAAUGCAAAAGUGCUGUCCAUUGGAGUGCCACAGUGAAAAUGCGCAGAGAGAGAGCGCAAAAGAGAGAGAUAGAGUAAGAAAAAGAGAGAAAGAAUAGAGAUAGAAAAAGUUCGAAAAA
Molecule: messenger RNA, 647 nt
Organism: Anastrepha obliqua
Lineage: Eukaryota; Metazoa; Arthropoda; Insecta; Diptera; Tephritidae
Exons: 1
Coding region: 134-565 (143 amino acids)
Cellular component (GO): membrane; intracellular membrane-bounded organelle
Molecular function (GO): heme binding
Source: RefSeq, a predicted model, not a curated record